AUGUCAGAGGCGAUUAAGGAGGAAGGCAAGGCCAAGUUUCAGCGUGGGGACUACAUGGGUGCCGCUAAGGCGUACCGUCGGGCGGCCGAGGCUCUCGACGAGAGGACCGCCCCCACCGCCGACCGGCUAGAGCCCGUGCGAACACGCCUCCGCACACUGUACGAGAAGUGCAUGUGCAACGCGGCGGUGGCGGGCUUCAAGGCUGCGGCGGCGUCCCCCGCCCCCGGGGAGGCUCACAGCCUGGUGGUGGACACGUGCUCCAAGGCGCUGGCGCGGUGCGGGGGGAAGUGCCCGAAGGCGAGGUUCUGGAGGGCUCGCGUGAAGAUCUGCCAGCGCAUGUACGAGGCUGCCGAGAUCGAUCUGAGGAAAGCCGUCGAGGAAGAGGAAGAGGCAAAGGCUUCGGAAGCGCCUCAAAAGACCGAGAACUCCAAGAGCUACAGCCUCGGCAGCGGCGGGCUAGUCGCCAACGGCCCAGCUACAGCUCCGGACGACGCCGCAACCCCGAGCCCAAACGGCGCCUCGUUGUCGCCAAACGGCGCAUCCCCUCCCCCAAACGGCACUCCGUCGCCCCCAAGCGGGAUGACGAUAACUCCUGCGUCGAACGGAACCGGCACCAAUCCCGCCGCAAUCACCAACCCCACGGUCUCCGGCGGCGAUGGCUUUGCUUCAGCUGAAGCAGAGGGCAACGGCGACGGCAAGGCCAAGAGACGGCCGUCGGAGGCGGCGCGGUGGCUGGCGGUGGUGCGGGCGAAGAUAGCGGACGUGAGCGCCGCGAGGGUUCUGGCGGCCGAGCAGGCCUCCGCGCGCGAGGAGAACGCGGUGGCUGGGAGGCAAAGGGCUCUCGAGGUUGCCCAGAGGCGAGCUAGGUAUGGACCGGGUCACGUCCCUCGCCCGCCGCCCGCCAGCACCGAAGGAGAAGCCGGUGGGGAAGAAGAUGAGGAUGCUGAGGGCGCAAUGACGGGUGGUUCCUCGGAGAGGGGGACGAAGGCACAGGAGGAUGUCGUGUCAGGCUGGAAGGUGCCUCGUCCCCCUCCGCUAAAGGUCCCCAACCGGUCCCCCGCCAUGGUGUUCAACGAUUACGCCAUGCAGGCCAGGUUUCAGGCCCCCGCCGACUACGAGCAGAUCACCGGCGAGGACGGCCAGGCGGAGUACUUGUGUACCAUCAGCGUCGGUCCUGAGGACAGGAUAGUUGGCCGAGGGAGGGCCCCGAACAUAAAGGCGGCCAAGCAGCAGGCGUCCCGCGAGCUGCUCACGAAUGCCGCCCUGGCGUGGAACGAGGAAAACCCUGAGGACCUGAUCGAUAUGGAGACGAUGGUGCCCUUACCAGACGAAGCCGUUUCGAAGAAGUCCAAGGCAGCGGUGACCGAGAUCACCGAGGAGUUCAAGGCGUAUUGCGCGGCCUGGGUGGACAAGGUGGUGAGCGAGGACGUCCACGAGGCCUGCUUUCCGGACGGCAUCGGCAAGGGCGAGAGGAAGUACGUGCACCGAAUGGUGGAAGAGCUCAACAACCCGGCGGUCCUAUCGAAGUCGGCCACGGUCCGGGGGCGCCGACGGCUUAGCGUGAUGCGGAAGGCCAUGAUGGAGGGGAUGGCUUUCAUGAGCGGGGACAGUGUGAUCGUGGUCGACCUUCCCCCCCCGCCCACUAGCCCUGCCGAUGUUGGAGACCUGGCUUCGAUCACGAGGCCGCCGCCGGAGCGCAACUCAGGACCAACGGCAGCAGCAGGCAAUUCAACGGUCAAGGAUGCGACCACCGGGGGGACUGGGAGCGGCGGAGCCAGCAGCAAAACCGCCGGCACCGUUCCCGUAGCUGCUGCUACUGCAGAGGGUUGAGACGUCGGUUGGCACUGCUAGUGCUGUGCGGGACGGAAAAUAGUUUGCAAGAAGGUGGUUCUCACUACUACAGAGGGAGAAAGUGCGCACUGCCGUAGAGCAAUGAAGUGAAACCUUGACAAGAGAUGGCCAGCAAUGUUGCUGAUGCUGCUGCUGUCGGGAGGGUUGACAAAAGCAGCAGGGAUAAUGAACCUGGCACUCUUACUGUUGUUUUGAUGUGAAAGAAGAGAGUUGCAAAAUACGCCGGACAACAUGCGCCGACACCAGCAGCGACUACCAUAGCGAUUAGGUGAGGAGUCGUUACAGGCCGAAAAGCCAACCAAAACUUGACCAGCGCCAACGAAAGGCCCAACAGCGAGGCGGGAUGAGACAUCAGGACAGAUUCCAGGGGGUAGCCCCAGCUGAGAGGCGAAGUCGUGCUCUGCAUCGGAAGGUAGCUUCCCUUGUGAAUAGCGUAGGCCCUUUGUGUAGCGGAGCUUUACAUGCUCUUGGGGGGGGGGGUAAUGCCCCGUAAUUAGACUGUAGAGAUGUCGUGUUCUUUGCGCAGGGUUUUGAGUAUUGAGCGAUUUGUCUAGUCAAUGGAGAAGCUCAAGACGAUAAAGUUGAUGGUUUUGCACACCAGCGCCCCGCUGGGCUUGGAAGGGCAACAGAAGGCGAUGCGAUAGGGCUGAGAGAUCGACGGACUGGUGAAGAUUUAGAGGACAUUCCCGUGUCUGGAGGGAGGGAGGCCGGCCUCAAAAAACGGGAAAGGCGGAACGCAUUUUUCCGGUUGGUUUCGCUAGGUGUGUCGACGGGGUUGGGUAUAGACAGCGGAGGCGAUCGUGUCGGAGAAAGGGCACACCACACAGACAGGCCUCAAGGCGUAGCUAACUUAGAGGGCGCGCGUGGACCGGCAAUGAGUAAUAGCUCGCCUUUUCUAGAGGCUCGGACGGGCGUGAGUAGCUCGCCCAGCAGCGAGAUCUUGUCGAGAAGGAUCGGUCAACACAGCAUCCUGCCGGGUCCGAAAUAAUAGAAGUAGACUAUAUCUUAUGGUUUUGGUAUUCUCUAUCCCCGAGCUUUGGCCGCUGGGGGUCUUGAGGGAUGGGAUGGGUCAGAUUCGGCGGAGAGAUUAGGUUUUCCGUCAUUGUAGACCCAAAAGCGCUACCCAUGCGAGAACAUCGCGCACGCCGGGGGUGUGGGUAGUGAUUGAGGGUGGGGAGCACGUGGACAAGACCCCGUUGAUUUUUUUUGUGCGUGGGGUGACUUGGUUGUGUUUGCAUGGCGAUGGGUGUUUUCUGUUAGGGGAAGACUGAAAGCGCCGCAAGUAUGUUGUUCUUGGGGAGCGUGUAUGAAUAUUACGUGGGUCUUAGUGGAGAGGGCAAGCCUCGUAUCGGGUACUAACCAUUGGAGGGGGGAGGCGUGGUUGGGGCGAAGCGGGAUGAGUUGGGGGUUAGGCGGAGGAAAUAAUUUGGGGAGGGGGGGGGUGGGGGUACGCCGGGUUUUCCUCGUGAGUUCAAAACGCUGCAUUCAAAGGAGGGCAGAGAUUCCGAAGCAGAGGAGACAAGGAUCCCCAAAAGAAGUCGACGCUCCCGUGCGUCCUUGUCUUGAUAUGUCUAUGGUAUCUAUCUGUGCUGGUUUUUAAUUUUGUGUUUGUUUUUUGUAUGGUGGCGCCGAAGCAAUGGUAUGUUCUUCUGUUUGGAAUGAUUUUGUGACCCAUGUGUGUGUGCGGCUCGCUGUUUGCGGGAUACUCGACACAGUUUUGAUCCACCAGACCCGUGGGGGGGCUAUGUGAAUGUUGUGGGUAUGCAUGGUGGACUUGAUGAUGAGCGAUAAUCUUCUUGCCUCGUCCAUGUACCUCUCACUCGUUACGUUCGUUCAUUUCAACGAGGAACUUGCUUCGCGAUUGCUUUCUCUUGCUCUGUGCUCUCGGCAAGUUGUAGACUCGGCAAAGUAGAUCUGCUUGUCAAACUGCAUUGGCAGGUGAGUCAAGGUUGUGUGUUGCGUACGAAGCCUGCUUGAGUGUAGUUUGGGCCAAUGCUGAUCGUUUCGUCUCCAGAGUGGUCAACAACAUAGGUCAGAUGCCCCCGCCCCCCCGCCCCCUCGACUU
Messenger RNA from Ectocarpus sp. CCAP 1310/34, 3916 nucleotides. The record is from the annotation of a GenBank genome assembly. NCBI's taxonomy places the organism in Eukaryota, Phaeophyceae, Ectocarpales, Ectocarpaceae.